Messenger RNA from Aedes albopictus (Asian tiger mosquito), 912 nucleotides. RefSeq lists its product as uncharacterized. Bases 1 to 912 code for a protein of 303 amino acids. The record is from RefSeq and is a predicted model, not a curated record. The transcript has 2 exons. Lineage: Eukaryota; Metazoa; Arthropoda; Insecta; Diptera; Culicidae.
AUGGACAAUCUCCGCAGUCACAGCAGUGGUAGCAACAACACCAGCAACAGCAUUAGUAGCAGCAACAACAACAAUAGCAAUAGUAACAGCAGCGGCAGCAACAGCAGCAGCAACAACAACACCAACAAUGGGAACAGUGCAAUUGCCAGUGUGCACACUUCGAGUUUUACGCGAAUUCGAUCGACGACCCGUUCAACAAUGGCCAAAGCCACGGCGGUGCGGGUUUCGACCGGAAAAAAGUUCAGUCAACUGUUGAUCAUCACCCCGGCGGUGGCCAUCGACAACAACAAUGACGGGGGCUACAAUGGACCAUUCACUUCGCACGACAGUGGCUGCGGCAGCAGCGGGGCCGGCAGUGAUGCCAGCCUGGACGAAAGCGACGGAGGCAAUCCGGAACGAAUCCGCAGUGCCGCCGGUGAUAGGAAGAACAACAACGAUAAAUCGAAUCGGUUGAAGCUUCUGCCGAAGGCGGCCCGACAGCAUAUCGUUACCAAGGUGUCGUCGGUAUCCAUGGGUGGAUGCGGCGGCGGUGGUGGUGGCGGAAGAGAUGGCAGUGCUACGCAAUCGUGGAGAUGGUGCUCGAUCAUUUGUUCGGCGGUAAGAUGUUUCAGGGCAGCUACCCAUACGCGGCAGCAUUUCGGAACUAUUCAUUAUACGGCCAAUGCGGGCACAGUCGAUGCCGAUUUGGGACCCGGAGAGAGGAGUUCGGUGAGGAAUCCUCUGACUAGUGGUCGAAUCGGGUCGGGAGGGAGGUCUUCGUCCCGAUUUAGUAGCAGUCAUAUCUACGAAUACACUAUCAAGAGUUAUCGGUCCAGUCCGAACGAUCACGACCUUAUCAAUAACAAUAGCGGCAACCAUUCCGGGGGUGGCGGUGACUCGACCGAUCGAAGCAACAUUAUGUACAAGUUGUGA